CCCAGCGGCGGGACAGGGCCAGGAAUGGAGAGAAAUGGAUAUAAAUGGACAGAAAUGAAUAGAAAUGGAUAGAAACGGGCAGGAAUGGGAAGGAGCAGGGUGGGACGGGGCCGGAGGGCAGCGCUGACAUCACCGCGGGCUGGGGGAGCGGCGUGAGCGGGACGGGCGGGACUGCGCCGCUCCUUUCGGCUCGUUUCGGAUAAUUUCAGCCCAUUUCAGCCCGUUUGAGCCCACCUGGCGCCAGCAGGGAUUUUCCCCGGGGUCACAGGCAGCGCCUCCAGAGCGAGCGGAGCGGCGGGGAGCAGAGAGCGCCGACAGAAAGUUACAAACGAGAUCUUUUCGGCUCAUUUCGGACCAUUUGAGCCCAUUUCGGACCAUUUGAGCCCACCUGGGAGCCAUCAAGGAGUUUCCCCCGGGGUCACAGGGAGCGCCUGUCCCUGCAGCGCCUCGGAGCGAGCGGAGCUCGAGGGGAGCGCAGACCGCGGACAGAAAGUUGCAGAUAAGAUCUUUUCGGCUCGUUUCGGCCCAUUUCGGUCCGUUUCAGCCCGUUUGAGCCCACCUGGGAGCCAUCAAGGAGUUUCCCCCGGGGUCACAGGGAGCGCCUGUCCCUGCAGCGCCUCGGAGCGAGCGGAGCUGGACGGGAGUACAGACCACGGACAGAAAGUUGCAAACCAGAUCUUUUCGGCUCAUUUCGGCUCGUUUUGGACCAUUCCGGCUCAUUUCAGCCCAUUUUGACCCGCCUGGGGGCGGCCAGGGAGUUUCCCCGGGGUCUCUCUCCCCCGGAGCGAGCGGAGCUGGAGCGCAGCCCGCGGACAGAAAGUUCAACCCAGACCUUUUCUCUUUGGCGCACGCUGCAAUAGAAGCGUUGGGCUCCUUGCCACGGGACAGCACAACUCCGGCGCUUGCCGCGCGUUUCUGUGAGUUUUCCUCCGGUCGCGGGAGUUUACUCGGAGUUAAAUGAAGAUACCGAGGGGUGAAGCAAGAAAACAGCGCUCGGAGGGUCUGCGAGGAUAUUUUGCCAGCGCUGAAGGGAUGGACCUUUUGAACCUGCAUGGAAAAUGUCCUUUUUGAUACCAAAAGUGGCAAAGGAAAACUUAUGAUUGGAACCUUACAGGAGUUUGAGUUCAGCUGUACUUUUAGCCUUACGUAGACCAUGGAGAGUUUGUUAUCGCUGCUCUGUUGCCAUUAUUCCUUGCUGAUUUUAUUUCAGCAGAAAUACCAGGUGUACGGGAACCAUUCCCAGCUCCCCAAACACCCAGGGUUCAAAGUGCUGGCAUCGGCCUCCCACUACUGGCCCCUGGAAGAUGUGGAUGGGAUCCGGGAGUUCCGCGACACCAACGGAGCUCUAAGAAUCCACAACUUCACUGUGCUUCCUCCCCAUAACUCUACCUUUGUAAAUACCAAUGACUCUGCCUACUCUAACUCCUCUGCAACUGUAGAUAUUGUAGAAGGGAUGGUGAACAAAGGGAUUUACGUGACUGAAAAGAAAGGAGUCACCUUCCUCUUCUUUGGGAGCUACAGAAAUUCCUGCAUCAGUAAUCCAGAGGCUUGUGGGCCUGAAGGGGUAACGUUCUCCUUCUUCUGGAAGACCCAGGACCAGCAGGCCAAGCUCCUCCCUGCCUCUGGGGGCCGGGUGAUCUCCAGCGGCUUCAGAAUCUGCUCCAGCGAGGGCCAGGGCUCCGUGGAGUUCUACACCCGGGGCAGCGCCAUGAUGAGGUGGAAAGCGAGCUUCAGCCCACCAGGUCCCUACUGGACGCACGUGCUGUUCACCUGGCGGUCGCGGGAAGGCCUGAAGGUGUACGUGAACGGCACGCUGAGCACCACGGACCCCGAGGGGAAGGUGUUCUACGACUAUGGGGACGCCAGCCCUGACCUGCUGGGCACGGAGGGAGCGGCCCCGCGCUCGGUCAGCGGCGCCUUCGACGAGUUUGUGAUCUGGGAGAGGGCGCUGAGCCCGCGCGAGGUGCGCCAGUACUUCACUGCCGCCGUGGGUGUGCAAGUCCUGCUCUCCUCAACGCUGCCCUGGUCUGUGAUGACAACCACGACAAGCCCUGUGCUCCCCACGGACGCGUACCAGCCGGUCCUGGCGGCGCUGAGCCAGCACAGGGGCAGCUCCCCCUCGGCCCUGUCCCUGCUGGGGCACCUGCAGAACGUGUCCUGCAGCCUGCCCAGCCAAGCCCUGGCGCAGCCCACGGCGCUGAGCCUGGCACAGGCGUUUUUGAAAGCUAUUGAAGACUUCCUGUUGCUGUCUGACUGGAUUGAUGGACCAGAGAGCCCCGUCGUGCUCAGCAGCCUGAUCCACACCAUCGACACGGUGCUGGCUCACCUGUCCCUGCACCUGGAGGGGAACUCGCUGCCUGUGACCCUCGAGGGCUCCUCGUCCGUGGCAGAUUAUGCUGUGGUCAAAAUGCUCCCUCAGAGCCUGAAUGUGUCCCACUAUCGGUUCCCAUCCCGGGGGCAGAGCUACAUCUCCAUUCCCAGCGAGGCUUUCCAUGGAAAAGGCUGCAUCACCAUCGUGGGCCUGCUCUACCACAGCAUGCAUCACUUCUUUAACAACAUCAGCCCCGAGGACACCAGGAUUGCUGGAGCUGCUGCCCACAGGGGCUCGCUGAUCUCAGCCAGCAGUUUGCUCAUCUCCAUCAAGGUGGAGCCCCUGCCCCAGCUGUCCUACAACCUGUCGGGCUCUCCCCUCAUCACCAUCCAGCUCAGCCACACCCUGACGCCCAGACAAUACAGCCAAGCACUAAAUAAAAGCAACAGAGUUCAUCUUUACUGUGCAUUCCUGGAUUAUAGCAACGGAACCGGGGUCUGGUCCGACGAGGGCUGCGUGAGGCAGAGUGGGGACCUCAACUACUCCGUGUGCCUCUGCAACCACCUCACCAACUUCGCCAUCCUGAUGCAAGUGGUGCCCCUGCAGGUGAGGCUCAGCAGGGCGGGGACUCUGUCUGGUAGAAAUGAACCAGAGGGCUGCAGAGGCCCCGGGGUCACCCCAGGCAGACCGAGAGCCCGUCCAGUGCCCCGGGGCCGUGCUGAGUGUUUCUGUGCCCGCAGGUCUGUCAGCACCAUCCGCAACCAGCGCUACCACAUCCACGCCAACCUGUCGAGCGCCGUGCUGCUGGCCCAGGCCCUGCUGCUGGCCAGCUUCCAGUUCAGCCCCGCAACCCUGCCUUGCAAGAUAUUGGCCAUUCUCCUUCAUUUUUUCUUCCUGAGUGCGUUUGCCUGGAUGCUGGUGGAAGGAUUUCAUCUUUACAGCAUGGUGAUCAAAGUAUUUGGGUCAGAAGAAAGCAAGCACUUAUAUUAUUAUGGAAUUGGAUGGGGCUGCCCACUGGUGAUCUGUGUCAUUUCUGCCUCCUCGUCCCUGGACAGCUAUGGAGAAAGUGGCAACUGCUGGCUCUCCCUGGAGGACGGAGCAAUCUGGGCUUUUGUGGCACCAGCCAUGUUUGUCAUUCUGGUCAACAUCGGCAUUCUCAUCGCUGUCACAAGAGUCAUCUCCAGGAUCAGCGCAGACAACUACAAGGUCCAUGGGGAUGCUAAUGCCUUCAAACUAACAGCUAAAGCCGUGGCUGUUCUCUUACCAAUCCUGGGGAGCUCGUGGAUCUUUGGCAUUUUGGCUGUCAAUGCCCACGCUUUAGUAUUUCAGUACAUAUUUGCUGUUUUUAAUUCACUACAGGGAUUUUUCAUGUUCCUGUUUCACUGUCUUCUGAACUCAGAGGUUAGAGCUGCCUUUAAGCACAAAACCAAGGUCUGGUCCCUCACCAGUAGUUCAACACGCAACAUCAAUGUGAAGCCCUUCAAUUCAGACAUUAUGAGUGGGAACAGGCCAGGCACAACCCCCACCAAGCUGAACACCUGGGAUAAAAGCAGCAAUUCAGCAAACCGCAUUGAUUUAUCAGCAGUGUGACAGGAGCAGCAGCUCCUCAGAGAAAACCAAGCCAUACAUCAGGACCUCCACACCGUGUCCACCAGCUGUUCCUCACUGCCAGUGACAGCACAAAACUGGGGUUUAAAUCACUGCCUAAUGAAUUGGGAAUUGCCAUGUUGUUUUGUUGAGUAAAUAGCCCUCAUUGCUUGCCUUCAGAACUGUAACACGUUCUAGCACUUGGCCAUUAGCAAUAUCUGUAAAAAUGACCAGCACAAAUAUACACUGGAUGGUUUUGUCAGCAAUGAUGAAAACACUAGGUAUGCAAGGAGGGCUUAUUGCUCCCUGAAUCAUUCCAGCUCCCAGAACUGAGGGAAAGCAACAUACCUCUGAAAAGAUGGGUUUUUAUGCUCUAAAAUGAAAUGCUUCCCAUUGUAAUGUUGUAAUGAGACUGUUCCAGAUUUGCUGCGCUCUCUCUGUUUACAUUUUUUACCUUGCAGAAUUAUCAAAGUGAAGUUGAUUCCAAAUACGUAUUAUGGUGUUUAUCUAAAUGCUACAAGGAGGCCAGGACUUGAGGGAGAAGCAGGUUCCAGCUCCCCACUCCCAACGUGGGUGUGGAUGAGCAAAGCUGAUAAACACAUGAGCAGCACCUGUGAGGUGUAAAUCUCCUGGAUGUGGCCUGUUAGUAUUUUAGCUCUUCCUUUUACCAUGUUAUCAUCAGAGGCAAAACUGGCUAUGGUGGUCCUAGAGCAGCCCCCAGCACCUCUCUUGCUGAUCUGUGUCUGUAUUGCCAUACAAAUUAUUCAAUUAUUCCCCUGCUUUGCCUGCAGCUCGGGGCUGCAAUCCACAGCUCUCUGUUGAAUGCAUUUUGCAAACUCACUGUGGCCUCUAGGAGCCAAGAGCUGGCACUGUGACUUACCUUGCUCCUUUUUCUGGUCGUUUUGAGACACUGAACUCCUGCCACGAGGAUGUAACACACUGAUAUACUGUGAAGGCAGCCAGCCUGCAAAUAGCUCUGUGUAUUGUUUCCUGCAGACAGCUUUUAAACAGGGCUCUGCAGUCUCUUUUGUGCUUUCAGACUCUGCUCAGCAUUUAGCAGCUUCUGCUUUAGUACUGCUAUGAAGUACCUUUAAGGAGGAAAUAAACACUGUAAUUUUUAUUCUGAGCAGUGUUUUGUGGGUUUUAGAGUGGUGUUUGGAGCACGGGGCAGGGCCACCCCGGCUGUGCACCAGAGUUUAACCCCUGGCACAGCCCCUGGGGCUGCUCUGGGGUUUAUUCAGCAUCCAGGGUCUCCAGAGGGAUUCCCCAGGUGAGGCCCUCCCCAGGGUGGCUUUGCAGCCACAGCUCCUGUCCCCUUGUGCCUUAGCCCUGCUCGCAGACAUCAGCAGGGAAUUCACUGUCCUGAGCCCCUGGGCUGCCAAAGUACUGCGGAAAAUAUGCAAAAAAAAACCCAAACAGGCAGAAAAUAUGCAACUCUUCAACCUUGACUCUUGCUAAGAUGUUUCAUGCUGGGGUUUUUUAACCUUAAUUAAAUGUUUGUGUAUUCAGCAGCUCAGACCAUUCCUGGUCCCAGUGAAUGUGCUAUUUGUUUCCAAGAGAAAAGGUAUUUACACUCUAAUGUGCAGAGUGGAAAUUUUCUAUUGCAUAGUAAAUUUAUCAAAAAGUUAAAUGAAAGUAAAUUGAUCUUUAACCCACCAAUUAUGGCUGAAUUUAGCCAGGUGUUUAAUCCAAAAGACAUGGAAUUUAAAGUUUAGAAAAACUCAAUGCAUUUAAUUUCUGUUUGAUCCAAACCAAGUUUUGUCCCUGUUUCCUUCCUGCACUAAAAAAUGAUCUCUGUCAGUUUGGUCCAAUCUUUCCUGCCUUUUCCCCUUCCCAGCCAAGACCUGUUGGUGUGAUCCCCAAACUGGAAGCCCAGAGUCAACCCAAGCUUACAGCUCAGAACAUUCUACAGAAAUUAUUUUAGUUGCACCAGGUCUGUGCUGGAUUUCUGCAGCUGGAACACAGCAGAACUGCACAUCACACAUUUAAAUCCACAGGCUUUAAUCUCAUGUUUCCUAGUGCUAAAUAACUCCAGUGGUUGACAGCUAACUCCAAACAGAGGCUCAGUAAAAGCUAAAUAUGCAGAUGGCAGUGUCUUUAUUUUGGCUUUUCUGUAUGGUUUUCUCCUAGCCUUUUCUGCACUGCUCUGUCUUACAGCUGUGCAAAUAUAUGGGCUUUUCUUGGCCUGAAAAGGAUUUUUUUCCCCCAAAAGACCCUGUAGACAGAGCCCUUGGAAUGUACAGAGGAGAUGGAAUAGAGGAGUACUGUGAUAACAGUGGUCAGAGUUUGUGUUGUGUGCAGACAAUGUAUUUAAGCAUAUUUUUAUACUGGACCAUAUGAGUUCUUUUGGCUUUGGUUUGUUUCUUUGGUUUGCUUUUGGUUGUUUUACACUGUGACCACAAAUGCAGAUUGAAACCCUCCUUGAUAAUUUUCUAAUCAUUGUAUUAUAGCACAAAGUUCUGUGAAUGAACCAGACAACAUAUAAAAGCUUUUUUUUUUUUAAUUUAAGCCUAAUUUUUAAGAGUAUUCCCCUCUGCACAAUUUUUAUGACCUACAUUUCCUCCUGUGCUGUAUUGGUCAUUUUGUGACCACCCUGUGUCCAUUUGGAAAAAUCCCCAAACAGGAGACACAGCAGUGGUACAAAGGGCUACAUCAGGUUUUCAUCCAGGUGUUCUCUGGUUUAAAAUUGUUCACCAAAACUAAGACAGGCAUGAAAAGGUGUUUGUUUUAUACUCUUGAAUGGGACAGGGCAUUGUGGUGAGGGAGCCCUGGUCACCCUCCCCAGUGUCUCCAUUAAGACAAACAUGAAAAUGUGUUUGGUUUUAUACUCUUGAAUGGGACAGGGCAGUGUGGUGAGGGAGCCCUGGUCACCCCCUGUGUCCCUGGGUCCUCCCUGGCUGCAGGGGCUGGAAAUGAAGCAGUUUUCUCUUGUUCUUGGCCCCUGAGGUUUGGAGCACUGAAUUUCUCACACAGCAUCGGGGAUGGGGCUUCUCCUGGUUUUGAUAAACUGGUGAAAAUCCCCACCAAGCACAAAUGUGUUCCCUUGCCAUGGAUAUCCAUUCUUUUUGUUUGAUUCAAAGUGUUUUUCUUGGUACUGAAUGCAGCAAAUGUACUGAAUAAGAAAUGCUCAAAUGAAUCUUUAAACAAUCUCUUUCUGUCCUCAGUCUCUUGAAGCUUGAAAAUCUUGCAGUUUAUUUAUGGGCUUGUAUAUAGCAGCUAUUACAAUAUUUUUUUUUGGACAGCAUCAUUUUGUCAACAGUAUGAAAUCUUAAUUGAAUGAAAUGUGAGUUUUAAAAAUAGGUAAUGUAGCAAGAAUGACUUUGCCAGUAAUUAGUAAAAUAAUUUCGUUUUGUUGUUUUUUUC
This is a messenger RNA of Zonotrichia leucophrys gambelii, 7261 nucleotides long. It is a transcript of the gene ADGRD1, whose product is annotated as adhesion G protein-coupled receptor D1. Gene Ontology annotation, biological process: adenylate cyclase-activating G protein-coupled receptor signaling pathway; cell surface receptor signaling pathway. Lineage: Eukaryota; Metazoa; Chordata; Aves; Passeriformes; Passerellidae. The record is from RefSeq and is a predicted model, not a curated record. Gene Ontology annotation, cellular component: plasma membrane. Gene Ontology annotation, molecular function: G protein-coupled receptor activity. Bases 1154 to 3901 code for a protein of 915 amino acids. The transcript has 25 exons.